AUGGAGUUUCAUCUAGAACACCCUCUCUCUCACCAUAACUUCAACGAAGACGAAACAAACGACGAAACUUUACCACUCUCUCACUUCUUUGUCGAAUUUCAACACAUGCCUUCUUCUCAUUACUUUCAUAGCCUCAAAUCCUCUGCUUUUCUUCUCUCUAAUCGAAACAACUCCAUUUCUUCAAUAAUUCAGUAUUCCAGAAAAUUCAACGACCCGUCUUUGACGUAUCUUGCAGUGAAUUAUCUAGACAGGUUCUUGUCCAGUGAAGAUAUGCCGCAAUCAAAGCCAUGGAUUCUCAAGCUUAUCUCUCUUUCUUGUGUCUCUUUGUCUGCUAAAAUGAGGAAACCAGACAUAUCUGUUCAUGAUCUUCCGGUGGAAGGUGAGAUAUUUGAUAGUCAGAUGAUAGAGAGAAUGGAGAAUGUGAUUUUAGGAGCUCUGAAAUGGCGAAUGCGUUCUGUCACGCCUUUCUCGUUUUUCGCCUUUUUCAUUAGUCUCUUUGAUCUCAAAGAAGAUCCUUUAGUAGUACUAAAACAUUCACUCACAUCUCAAGCCACUGAUCUUACUUUCACUCUUCAACACGAUAUCAAAUUCCUCGAGUUUAAACCAUCCGUGAUUGCAGGCGCAACACUUCUCUUUGUUGCUUCUGAGCUGUGUCCUCUACAGUUUCCAUGUUUCAGUAACAGAAUCUGUCAAUGCACAUAUGUAAAUAAGGAUGAGUUAAUGGAGUGUUACAAAGCAAUACAAGAGAGAGAUAUAGUUGAAGAAAACGAAGGAAGCAAUGAAACAGAAGUAAAUGUGCUUGAUCAGCAAUUCUCGAGCUGCGAAGAAAGCGAUAAGAGCAUCACAAUCACAGCUUCUUCACCAAAGAGAAGAAAAACAAGUACUCGUCCAUGUUAA
Molecule: messenger RNA, 897 nt
Organism: Arabis nemorensis
Lineage: Eukaryota; Viridiplantae; Streptophyta; Magnoliopsida; Brassicales; Brassicaceae
Source: the annotation of a GenBank genome assembly